Molecule: messenger RNA, 639 nt
Organism: Symbiodinium natans
Lineage: Eukaryota; Dinophyceae; Suessiales; Symbiodiniaceae
Source: the annotation of a GenBank genome assembly
AUGAAUGUGACAUCGCUGAUAGGGCACCAGCCGCCAGUGACGCGAUGUCUAAUUCUGACGUCCGUGCUGUUGAUGGUGCUCUGCUCCCUGGACGUGAUCUCGCCCUUCACUUUGUACCUCAACUGGCAGCUCAUCAUCUACGAGCUUCAGCUCUGGAGGCUCGUGACCUGCUUCCUCUUCUUUGGCAACUUUAGCCUGCAAUUCUGCUGGAACACGUACGUGCUGGUCUUCUACUGUUCCUCCCUUGAAGAGAUUGCCUUCCAUCGGAAGUCGGCGGACUUCUUGUGGAUGCUGGUGUGUGGCGCAGGCAUGCUCCUGGUCCUCACGUACUUCUUCGGGAACACGUACUUUGUCAGCGGGGCCAUGAUUGACCUCAUGACCUACAUCUGGGGUCGGCGGAACUCAGCUGCCAGAAUGCAGGUGUUCUUCUUCAACUUCCGAGCGCCCUACCUGCCUUGGGUGCUGGCGUGGAUUUCGCUGCUAAUGGGCGGGAGCGUUCAGGACCACCUCAUGGGUAUCGCUGUGGGGCACACGUACUACUUCUUCGAGGACGUCUACCCACUCCUCCCGACGUCCAAAGGCUUCAAGGUCUUCCGAACGCCCCGCCUGCUGAAGCUCGUCUGCAACCAGUCUGACUAG